Striga asiatica is the source of this 1156-nucleotide messenger RNA. Lineage: Eukaryota; Viridiplantae; Streptophyta; Magnoliopsida; Lamiales; Orobanchaceae. The record is from the annotation of a GenBank genome assembly.
AUGGGAUCUAGCAAGAUUGGAGUAGAGAAUUGGGCGACCACAUUUUCCAUCACCUGUUGGCGCCUUUGGCAUUGGCGAAAUACGGCCAUCUUUGCGAAUAAAAGUGUGUCUUUUGAGGCCCAGCUACAGGACAUUAGGCGGUGUGUGGCCAGAUGGACACCUCCACCGACGGGUUGGAUUAAAGUCAACACAGAUGGUGCUCUCUGUACUGUUUCUGGAAGGGGUAGUGCAGGAGGGUUAGUGCGGGAUUCAAUGGUCGCUGGAUUGGUGGUUUUCUGGGGCGGAGAUUUGGGAUCUAUUCCAUGGGCUCCGACUGGCUUGGGAAUUGGGCGCACGACAAGUGAUUGUGGAGGUAAUUUCUCGGCCGAUAAGUUAGCCUCCCUAGCUCGGAGGUUCCGAUUGGUUAUCAUCGCCUUUGGGACCCACCGUGGGAAGUUGGCCAUUGACCAGCUGCAGUUCUUCAACUCUGAAGGUUACUUGGUGUUAGAGUCUUUUGCCAGCCCAGAUGAGGUUAAAUCUCUCAGGUCGAAAAUGGAGCAGUUACUCGAUCAAUUUGAUUGUUCCAGCAGAGCCUCCAUUUUCUCUACCAGAAACCAACGACAAACCACAGAUGAUUACUUCUUUGAAAGCGCUGAGAACAUUUCCUUCUUCUUUGAAGAGAAAGCAUUUGAUGAUGAUGGCAACUUGAAGCAACCAAAGCAACUCUCCAUAAACAAAGUUGGGCAUGCAUUACAUGAAAAAGACCAAGUUUUUAAGAGCUUCUCUAGCUCGGAGAAAAUGUCGAGUUUACUUCUCUCUAUCGGUUACAGAAGGCCCGUAAUUAUACAGUCCAUGUAUAUUUUCAAGCAACCUGGAAUUGGUGGAGAGGUGGUCCCACAUCAGGACAAUUCAUUUUUGUUCACUGUUCCACAAACGUGCACCGGACUAUGGCUUGCACUAGAAGAUGCAACAGUCACUAAUGGUUGUCUUUGGGCUAUUCCUGGAUCUCACAAAGAUGGGCUGGUGAGGAGAUUCAUUAGAGACGAGCGUGGGGUCCACUUUGAUAAGCCAUCCCCAUCUUACGACCAGAAAGACUUUGUCCCGAUUGAAGUGAAAGCCGGCACUUUAGUUGUCAUUCACGGGGACUUGAUUCACCAGAGGUCAUUUCACUAGUCGU